UUUUCACUGCGGAAGAGAUUGAGAAGAAGGCAUUAAAGAUGUUUCUGAACUUCCUCAACGCUAAAUACAUGGUUUUGCUCUGUGCACUGGCGAGCCUCACGUUUGCCAAACAAAAGCCGAAGCAAGUAUGUGACACUGAUUUGACGAUUUCCGAUGACUUCUAUGGCUCUCCUUCAGAGGACAUGGUGGGAAAUGGCAACAUCCACAACAACUCGCUGUCUGCAUGGACCUGGAUACCAAAGAUUUCACACAACAGAAUCCCACAGGUCAUCUUUGAAGCCCAGUGCAAAUCAGAAUAUUGCACCUUUCCCACUGGUGUGGAUGAGAGACUGAACUCUGUACCCAUAUAUCAGGACAUCAUGGUGCUGAAAAAGGAUUCAAAGGACAAGAAGUGCUUCAGGGCAACUUUUGAGAGAGUUAUAGUCGGCUGUACAUGUGUAUGGGCCAAAACUUCCUAAAAUGACUUGCAUGUGUCCAUGUUAGAAUGAAUUUAUUUAUUUGUUCCAAUGAAACUGUGACUUGUGCGUUUUAAUGGAUUUUAAUUUAUUUUGUUGAUAAAAUAGUUCCUGAAUACUUUUUUUCUAUUAUUUACAUUUAAUAAUUCAACAGGCACAUGUA
Pimephales promelas (fathead minnow) is the source of this 618-nucleotide messenger RNA. It is a transcript of the gene il17a/f2, whose product is annotated as interleukin 17a/f2. Gene Ontology annotation, cellular component: extracellular region. Gene Ontology annotation, molecular function: cytokine activity. NCBI's taxonomy places the organism in Eukaryota, Metazoa, Chordata, Actinopteri, Cypriniformes, Leuciscidae. The record is from RefSeq and is a predicted model, not a curated record.